Molecule: messenger RNA, 990 nt
Organism: Acomys russatus (golden spiny mouse)
Lineage: Eukaryota; Metazoa; Chordata; Mammalia; Rodentia; Muridae
Product: olfactory receptor 52A1-like
Exons: 1
Coding region: 1-990 (329 amino acids)
Biological process (GO): G protein-coupled receptor signaling pathway
Cellular component (GO): membrane
Molecular function (GO): G protein-coupled receptor activity; olfactory receptor activity
Source: RefSeq, a predicted model, not a curated record
AUGCUGAGCUCAUUAAAACCCAACAACGCAUCAUAUUUAAACCCUAAAACUGUAAUUUUGAUUGGAAUUCCUGGCCUAGAGCAUGUACAGUUUUGGAUUGGAUUUCCAUUCUCUGCAGUGUGCCUAGUGGCUCUCUUGGGAAAUAUAAUUUUGUUGGUCAUCAUCCCAGCUGAGCGUAGCUUGCACCAGCCCAUGUACAUCUUCCUGGCAGUGCUGGCAGCUACAGACAUAGGACUCUGUGUGGCCAUUGCCCCCAAAAUGUUAGCUAUCUUUUGGUUCAGAGCUUAUUCCAUGGCCUUUGAUGCCUGCCUACUCCAGCUGUUCUUUAUUCAUACUUUGCAGGGCAUGGAGUCUGGUAUUCUACUGGCAAUGGCUUUUGAUCGCUACAUUGCCAUCUGUGAUCCUCUGAGGCACACUUCUAUCCUCACACCCUUAGUUGUAGGUCGUAUGAUAGUGGUGGUGGUAAUUCGAGCAAUCGUGCUUGUAGGUCUGCUACCGAUUCUAAUAAAAAGACUGCAUCUUUUUUAUUCCAUUCAAAUUGCCCACUCUUACUGUGAGCACAUGGCUGUGGUAAAGCUUUCAGCAGAUGAUGUGCAUGUCAAUAAAAUAUGCGGUCUUUUUGUGGGGUUUAGCAUUCUGGGAUUUGACAUGAUUUUCAUCCUCAUCUCAUAUGCACUGAUUUUCCGGGCUGUUUUUCAACUUCAACAAAAGGAGGCACGGCUCAAAGCCUUUAAUACCUGCACUGCUCACAUUUUUGUUUUUCUAGAGUUUUAUAUUCUUGCCUUUUUUUCCUUUUUCAGUCACCGGUUUGGUCUUGUUGUUCCCUCAACUCACAUUCUUCUGUCAACAAUCUACCUCCUCCUGCCACCUGCUCUCAACCCUAUUGUUUAUGGUGUAAAAAACAUGGUCAUUCGUAAGCGGGUGGCACAGAUCUUUCUUCUGAAUUGUGGGUGCCAGACACUUCCUUGCAGAAAGGCUGAUAUAUGCUAG